AUGUUUCUUUACGCGAAAGUGGUACUGGACAAUCUUUAUGACCAGGCAUCGGUGGCCGAUCUCAAUGAUGAGCUCUCCGAAGACAACUUUCCGAGGCAAAUGAAUGCGGCAUAUGAUCGGGUUGCAGCUCGAGUACUUGACCGAUCUGGCCCGAAAAGCAAGACAGCUCGAGCCAUACUGGAGUGGUUGGUGUGCUCCCCCAGGCCCUUGCGGUGGCGCGAGAUUCAGUCAAGCUUUUGCAUCAACCUCGAAAAACAAAACUGCGAUAUUGAUCGUCGUCGGGUAGAUAGCUGCAAGGAGUUGUGCAGAUCACUGGUUGAACUCAACCGCUGCGAGUAUCUCAAACAGGCCGCAUCGGAACACGAGGCCAUAGUCGGUCUGGUACACAACACUGCCCGCAGAUGGCCCUGUUUUGUACCUAAUAUUCUGUCCUCGCCGGCUUUCAACACCCGCGUUUACCCAACUGAAAAGAUCGCGGCUUCAGCGGUAACAGGCUAUUACGGACUUUUUGAUUACGCGCAAUCCUAUCGGAAAGAGCAUCUACGACAGAUGACAGUGUCCAAAGAUGAAGUCGAUGCCAAUAUCAAGAAAAGAGUGCUUGAUUCUGCACAACACCUUUUCACACAGGGGCAGGAUAGCUCUCCAAACCCAGAACAGCUUCAUGAUAACGAUAACGCAAGACCAACACCUGUCACAAGUCAGAACGGCGACUCCGGUACAGCCAACACCAGCCCGUCGGACGACAUGACUCUACACAAUGCUGUCACCACCAUCAGACACACAAUAGAAAACAUUGACCAGACGAUCCUCACCGAUCGCGAGCGCAAAGUACUCUUGGAGCUCAACGGCUCUGGAAGAUUCAAAUGCAACAGAUUGCAAUGCUCCAAGUUUUCUGAGGGGUUUCCCGAGCGAGAUGAGUGA
This is a messenger RNA of Podospora pseudocomata, 921 nucleotides long. RefSeq lists its product as uncharacterized. NCBI's taxonomy places the organism in Eukaryota, Fungi, Ascomycota, Sordariomycetes, Sordariales, Podosporaceae. The coding region runs from base 1 to 921 and encodes 306 amino acids. The transcript is spliced from 2 exons. The record is from RefSeq and is a predicted model, not a curated record.